Culex quinquefasciatus (southern house mosquito) is the source of this 366-nucleotide messenger RNA. RefSeq names its product glutenin, low molecular weight subunit. The transcript has a single exon. The record is from RefSeq and is a predicted model, not a curated record. NCBI's taxonomy places the organism in Eukaryota, Metazoa, Arthropoda, Insecta, Diptera, Culicidae. Bases 1 to 366 code for a protein of 121 amino acids.
AUGAUUCCGCAGCAGCCUCCGCCGCAUCUUCCCCAACAGCAGGCCCCGAUCCAGCAGGCUCAACCGCAGCCGCAGCAGAUCCAACAGCAGCAGCUCCAUCAACAGCAAUCGCCCUACGACGAUCACUACGAUUUGUACGGGGAUUCGAAGAUGCCAUGUUCCCGUACAAUCCGCCGGCAAACGCCACCAUCCAGUCGGUCGAGAUUGGAAAAAGGACAUUCCCAAGUACCCGCCGCCGCAGGCGCAACACCUCAGCAAAGAUCGUCAGCAGCCGCUUCCGGCAGGCUUGCCGGCAACCCACCCCGCCAGAUCUUUGCGACGCCGCAGCAACAACAGCUGUACCAGUAUUUAUUUAUUAUUCUGUAA